AUGCUUCGCCUGACCGCCACCCGCCUUUGCCGCGCCCCGCUCGCCGCCCGCACCUUCAGCUCCGGCAGCUGGGAAUACAUCAAGACCGACGUCAACGGCAAGGUGGGCAUCAUCCAGCUCAACCGCCCCAAGGCGCUCAACGCGCUCUGCGACGGCUUGAUGCAAGAGGUCAACAAGGCCGCCCAUGCCUUCGACAAGGACGAGAACAUCUCGGCCAUCAUCCUCACGGGCAGCGACAAGGCCUUUGCUGCUGGCGCGGACAUCAAGGAGAUGGCGACGCGCGAGUUCAUCGACGUGUACAACUCGACGAUGUUUGCCAACUGGGGUGACAUCACCAAGGUGCAUAAGCCGGUCAUCGCGGCCGUCAACGGCUUCGCGCUCGGCGGCGGCUGCGAGCUCGCCAUGAUGUGCGACUUCAUCAUCGCCGGCGACAAGGCCAAGUUUGGCCAGCCCGAGAUCAAGCUCGGCACGAUCCCCGGCGUCGGCGGUACGCAGCGCCUCAUCCGCGCCAUUGGCAAGUCCAAGGCCAUGCACUUGGUGCUCACGGGCGACAUGAUUGACGCGCAGCAGGCCGAACGCGACGGCCUCGUGGCCAAGGUCGUGCCGGCGGAGAAGCUCAUGGAAGAGGCGCUCGCGAUUGCCAACAAGAUUGCGUCGCACUCGCGCCCGAUCACGCGCAUGGCCAAGGAGGCGGUCAACGCGUCGUACGAGAUGUCGCUGCAGGAAGGUCUCAAGUACGAAGGCCGCCUCUUCUACGCGACGUUUGCGACGCACGACCAGAAGGAAGGCAUGGACGCCUUUGUCAACAAGCGCGCGCCGACGUUCAAGCACAAGUAA
Messenger RNA from Saprolegnia parasitica CBS 223.65, 837 nucleotides. RefSeq lists its product as hypothetical. The record is from RefSeq and is a predicted model, not a curated record. Gene Ontology annotation, cellular component: mitochondrion. The transcript has 3 exons. Gene Ontology annotation, molecular function: enoyl-CoA hydratase activity. NCBI's taxonomy places the organism in Eukaryota, Oomycota, Saprolegniomycetes, Saprolegniales, Saprolegniaceae. Gene Ontology annotation, biological process: fatty acid beta-oxidation. Bases 1 to 837 code for a protein of 278 amino acids.